This is a messenger RNA of Cloeon dipterum, 1236 nucleotides long. It is a transcript of the gene mRpL4, whose product is annotated as mitochondrial ribosomal protein L4. Lineage: Eukaryota; Metazoa; Arthropoda; Insecta; Ephemeroptera; Baetidae. Gene Ontology annotation, molecular function: structural constituent of ribosome. The record is from RefSeq and is a predicted model, not a curated record. Gene Ontology annotation, cellular component: ribosome. Bases 281 to 1171 code for a protein of 296 amino acids. Gene Ontology annotation, biological process: translation. The transcript is spliced from 6 exons.
CCCCUGCACCAGCACCAGCACCAACCGUAUGACCCACGAGACACGAGAGAAAAAGAAUCGGACUCAAGAACAAAACCAAGUGUGCUUCAACUUGCAAGCUUCCGCGUCCAUCCAUCGAGUUUUGGCAAAAUUGUCUCUCUUCUAGAUGAUUGGAAUAAUUUUAAAGCAACACUUCAUUUUCACAUAGUAGAAUUAUCAGUUUCAAGAUUUAGAUACACCCUUGGACAUUUUGAAUUUCAAAAUACGAUAAUUCGCUUUUUAAGUCCUGACUACAAGAAACAUGUUGCAGAAUAUAUCUAAAUUAUUUAGAAACUGCGGACACAGAUUUCUGCUUCCCAAGUUCCCUAUGUCAACUUUGGAAAGCAUUGAAUCCAACCCACUAGAUUCAGAACUUGUCCCUCCCUCAUCAAGCUUGGCAAAAAGUCAGAACUUCAAAAGGAAGUUGGAAUUCAUGCCACCAAACAUGGAGCCAAAGCAAGCUUGGCUGGAAAAUUUGAACACGACUGACGAAGAGAAAAUUUCCAUAUUAGAACUCCACCCUCAAGUUUUUGGAUCAAUGCCUAGGAUUGAUGUCAUUCAUAAAAAUGUGAGAUGGCAGACAUUAUAUGGACGAAUGGACUUGCGUCAAGCAGCCUCACGAGCGGAGCUUCCGGGAGGUGGAAGAAAGCCCUGGCCUCAAAAAGGUCUUGGCAGAGCUCGACAUGGGAGCAAUAGAUCGCCUCUUUUCUAUAAUGGAGGAAAGGCACAUGGACCAAGAGCUCCAAAGUCCUAUUUCUAUAUGCUGCCAUACGACCUACGAGUGUUGGGGUUGACCACAACUCUCUCAGUUAAACUCGCUCAAGAUGAUUUGCAUAUUGUCGAAUCUCUAGAUAUUCCCACGGACGACCAGCAGUAUAUUGAAGAACUUGUGCAGGCCCGAAUGUGGGGCCCAUCUGUGCUCUUUGUUGACGAGCAAGAUGUGAUGCCAGAAAAUAUAACCAAGGCAACAGAAAACACACGCCACUUCAAUUUGAUGCCAGCAUAUGGUCUCAAUGUGUUCAGCAUGUUGAAGCACGACACUCUGGUACUGACCCUAGCUGCUCUCAAUAGGAUCGAGCAUCAGCUUCUCCUUAACAUUCAUCGCAAUAAGAAUGGAAAACAUCAGUUCAGAUAUAUGCCAUCACAUCAUUGAAACAAGUUGUUUUACAGCAUUUUGUCAUACAAAUUAGUAAAUUCAUUUAUUGAUAAACUAUAUAA